Molecule: messenger RNA, 414 nt
Organism: Ambispora gerdemannii
Lineage: Eukaryota; Fungi; Glomeromycota; Glomeromycetes; Archaeosporales; Ambisporaceae
Source: the annotation of a GenBank genome assembly
AUGAUCUCUUCCUCAAUUAAUACUUUAAUUGAUGAAAGCACAAUUACAAAUGGCGAAAAGACCUUGGAAGCUGCAAAAGCCCUUCUGAGAAUUUAUAAUGUCAGCAAUAAUGAUAAUAAAUAUUCAGAAUUGUGUUCAAACGAUAAGAAUUCGGCAUCAAGUAAUGAGAAGGCUUCGAAGCAUGAAAAAUAUCAUCGCGCUGAAGAAACUCGCAAUGUUAACGGAAACAAUAAUGGUAAUAAGGAUAAUAACAAUGUUAGUGACUUCAAUAAUGGCAACUUCAACUUGGAUGUUAUAAUGACAACAGGAAUGGUAGCGAAUAUUGGAAACGAGACGGUGAUUUCAAUGGCAGAGAAAAACGGUUAUUUAAAUGAAAGUGGUAACGGAAACGUUGGCAGUGCAGAUUGGGAUUAA